Messenger RNA from Ilex paraguariensis (yerba mate), 378 nucleotides. NCBI's taxonomy places the organism in Eukaryota, Viridiplantae, Streptophyta, Magnoliopsida, Aquifoliales, Aquifoliaceae. The record is from the annotation of a GenBank genome assembly.
AUGGGAAGAGGUAGGGUUCAGUUGAGGCGGAUCGAGAACAAGAUUAGCCGACAGGUGACUUUCUCGAAGAGGAGGUCUGGAUUGUUGAAGAAGGCUCAUGAGAUCUCGGUGUUGUGCGAUGCAGAAGUGGCUUUGAUUGUGUUUUCAACUAAAGGGAAGCUGUUUGAGUACUCGACUGAUUCGAGCAUGGAUAUGAUUCUGGAUAGGUAUGAGAGAUACUCUUAUGCAGAGAAGCAACUUUGUACAACUGAUUCUGAACCACAGAUACAACACACUUGCAGGGAGUGUAAUGGAAGUCCAGAUGUGCCGGCUAACUUUGGUCAUAACCAAGCUGAUAAUUUGAGGCGGCUUGAUGAAGCUCCAGUAGAAAUUCUCUAA